CAUAGCGGUGUUUACAUGAGGCUGCUGACUUCUGUGAUGCAACAUGGAAACCUUUUAGUCCUGCGAACAUGAAGCAGAAACGUUAAACUAUUCGUUAUUUUCAUAGUCAGCGGAUAACGGAGGAAUUUAUUUGUCUGCAACCGGAAGUUUAAAUUACAGAACGAUGUCUGAGCCCGUGAAAGCUAAUGCUAAUGCUAACGUGGAUCAGAAGAUUCUUCAGUAUGAACAUUUCAUCAACGAAGUUCUGAAGAGAGAUUUACAGAGGGUGUUUGAGCAGAGAGACUCGGUCUAUGAGAAGAUUUCUCAGUACCUGCAGCUGAAAAACACCAUCCAGACUCUGCAGGAGUCGGGCUCUCAGCAGCUGAAGACAGAAGUCGAUCUGGGCUGUAACUUCUACGUCCAGGCUGAAGUAGAGGACUCGUCCAGGAUCUACGUGGCGGUUGGUUACGGUUUCUUCUUGGAGAUGACUCAUGAUGAGGCUCUGAGAUUCAUCGAGAAGAAGACGAGUCAGCUCACAGCCUUCACGGAGCAGCUCACCAAAGACUCUGCAAAGAUUAAGGCCAACAUCCGGAUGGUUCUGGAGGGUCUGAGGGAGCUGCAGGGUCUGGCUGACCUGCCGGAGAGCAGAAGAGGAGACAUUUUCUAGACUCUUCUGGACCGAAGUGACAGGUAGCUGAUGCAUUCAGACUGAAGAGCAUCGCAGGGGAGAGGAGAGGAGGAAAUGUGACUGUCCUCACAGCUGAUUAAAGUCAUCAUCCAGGACAUUUGAACCCUGGAGAAAGUACAGGAUCUGAUCCACCACAGACAAAGACCCUGUGGGAAACGUGACAGGAGGAUGAUGACUGUCAGUACUCAGACGUUUCAUUUCAGCAUCAUCUGUGGCUGUCCAGGGAAGAAAGGUGUUAGAUUCACAUUUUGUCUUUUUUAAAUGAGGAACUGUCCCCACAGUACCAGACCAGCAACGAUACCAACAGCAAGCAUCCCUACACCUUUAAAUGAUGGCACAAGGUGACUGUUAGGUCUUACAAGAGGGUGAAAUCUGCAGCAGAGCUCUUUAGUUGAGGUAAAUAUAAAUCCUUUUUAUGGUGUGGCUGUUUUGUAAAUCUGUACAUGUUUAAUAAAUAAUGAUUUGGUUAA
Cheilinus undulatus (humphead wrasse) is the source of this 1137-nucleotide messenger RNA. It is a transcript of the gene uxt, whose product is annotated as ubiquitously-expressed, prefoldin-like chaperone. NCBI's taxonomy places the organism in Eukaryota, Metazoa, Chordata, Actinopteri, Labriformes, Labridae. Gene Ontology annotation, biological process: negative regulation of transcription by RNA polymerase II. The record is from RefSeq and is a predicted model, not a curated record. Gene Ontology annotation, molecular function: transcription corepressor activity. The transcript has 6 exons. Bases 164 to 646 code for a protein of 160 amino acids.